Messenger RNA from Choloepus didactylus (southern two-toed sloth), 1331 nucleotides. Its product is annotated as growth-regulated protein homolog gamma-like. Lineage: Eukaryota; Metazoa; Chordata; Mammalia; Pilosa; Megalonychidae. Gene Ontology annotation, biological process: neutrophil chemotaxis; chemokine-mediated signaling pathway; antimicrobial humoral immune response mediated by antimicrobial peptide. The record is from RefSeq and is a predicted model, not a curated record. The coding region runs from base 305 to 628 and encodes 107 amino acids. Gene Ontology annotation, cellular component: extracellular region. Gene Ontology annotation, molecular function: chemokine activity; CXCR chemokine receptor binding. The transcript is spliced from 4 exons.
UGGUGGUUUGGGACAGAGAGUAUCCCAGAGUCCGCGCGAGAGGACAGGGCGGCGGGGGCACCCAGAGAGGUCCCCCUACCCCUCUCCACCCCAGGAGGCGGGGCUGGCGACUUCCUUCCGGAAUUGGGGACAAACCGAGGAGGACCGGGAAUUUCCCUGGCCCGCGGGGCUUUGGACUUUCCUUCCCGGUCAUGGAUAAAAAGCGGUCGCCGAUCUCGGGGAGCCACAGAGCCACAGGCAGCCCUCCCCGAGCCAGCUCUCCCCCUCCAGGCACCCGCCGCUCCUGCGCUCCGAGCUGAGCACCAUGUUCCUCGUCGCCGUCCCCGCCGUCCCCCGGGUCCCCCGGCUCCUCCCCGCCGCGCUGCUGCUGCUCCUCGUGCUCGCCGCCGGCCAGCGCGCAGCAGGGGCUCCCGUGGUCUCUGAACUGCGCUGCCACUGCCUGCAGACCGUGCAGGGAAUUCACUUCAAGAACAUCGAAAGCGUGAAGGUGACGGCCCCGGGAGCCCACUGCGCCCAAACCGAAGUCAUAGCCACUCUCAAGAAUGGGCAGGAAGCUUGCCUCAACCCUGAAGCCCCCAUGGUUAAGAAAAUCAUCCAAAAGAUGCUAAACAGUGGCAGUUCUAACUGACCAGGAGAGAAGGAAGAAGUUCAUUGAUGACUGUUCCUGAGGCAGGCCCUGACCUUGCAGGAACCAAAGAAGAAGAGAAAUAGCUCCUGAUGAUACCUGGACUGGGCUUAAUGAGUUUGAGCAUCUCUUAUGAGAAUUCUUCUGCUUAUUUAUUUAUUUAUUUUCUAAGAUUCUACCUUAAUAUUUUAUAUGUAAAAUAACUAAGGAUGUCGCUGAAUCUACUUACCCACUCUAGUGUUAUUUUUUUAUUGUUUAUUUUAUGUAAAAUGAAAGUUAGUUCAUUCCUAUUUAAUCUGAAGAUUAAAGGUUUUCCAAAGUUCUCCAGUCAUUGAACUAAUAUUUCUGUAGUGCCCAGGUCAUGCCAGCUACUGUGGCAGAGGCUGAAGGACGCAAGCCAAUAGGCAGUCAGAUCACUGAUAGCUUAGAGGAGUAUGUGUUUGUAAUCUAUUUUUGUAACUGUUUAAAAGAAUGUUGGUUGCUAUUUAUUGAAACAAUUUCACAGAAUGUGGUCAACAUUUCUGAUGUUGAAGCUUUAAGAACUAUCAUGUUCUAAAUAUCCCUUGGACAUUUUAUGUCUUCCUUGUAAGGCACAAUGCCUUGUUUAGUGUUAACUUCAUAGUUUCUCUGUGUUUUAGAUCUGAAAGGUUAUAGUAUUUAUUGGUGUUUUUACAAAGAUCAUGAAAAUAAAGUAUUUCAAAAUAAA